AUGGCAUAUUUCAAGAGUGAUUCCAAGUGUGACAUGCUUAUGAACAACCUAUGUGAGGCAUUCAACCGUAGCAUAAUGGAUGCUAGAGACAAGCUUGUUUUGACUACGCUAGGAAGAAUUCGGUUGUAUAUAAUGUUGUUAAUGGCUGGAAGAAGGGUUUUCUGUGAGAAAUGGCAUGGACAAGUUGGGCCAAGAAUUAGAAAGAUAUUAGUGAAAAACAAAGGGAAAGCUCAGUGGUGCAUUCUUAAGCCUGCUGGACAGAAUAGGUUUGAAGUAAUGCACCAUCGUGGCUGCAACUUUGCUGUUGAUUUGAAUGCCCACUCUUGUUCAUGUCAUGCUUGGGAUUUGAAUGGAAUGCCAUGUUUGCAUGCUUGUGCUACAAUAAGUUGGUUUCAUGGGAGUCUAGAGGACUUUUGUGAUGCAGUGUACAAGAAAGAGGCUUAUUUAAGAGCCUAUGAACCAAUGAUUAUGCCUAUGACUAGCCAAGGUCAGUGGAUGAAGAUUAAUUUACCUCCGUUACUCCCUCCAAAAUACCACAAGUAG
Molecule: messenger RNA, 543 nt
Organism: Prunus armeniaca (apricot)
Lineage: Eukaryota; Viridiplantae; Streptophyta; Magnoliopsida; Rosales; Rosaceae
Source: the annotation of a GenBank genome assembly